AUGGGCGAGCGUGCGCCUUGGAUCAGAAAGUUCCGCGACGAGUUUGAUGCUUUGACAGAGGCCACCAUGACGGCUCUGCAGAAUGCCAGUUGUGAAUCUAGGGCUGAUGAAAUGGCUAGAACAGUGCCAGCACCCGAUUUUACCACUUUCGAUGGCUUGGGCAUGACAGAUGCUGCAGCAUCAGAGAUGGUCAGAGAAUUAUCGGAAUGGCUUCAGUCAUAG
Molecule: messenger RNA, 222 nt
Organism: Aureobasidium uvarum
Lineage: Eukaryota; Fungi; Ascomycota; Dothideomycetes; Dothideales; Saccotheciaceae
Source: the annotation of a GenBank genome assembly